ACAGGAGGUACCUACGGUACCUACGGUACCGUAGGUACAGCAUGAGCAUGACAUUGUGCGCAUGCUGAUUGAUUUCCGGCAGCCAUGACAGACGACGAGGAGCACGCGUCGCUGCUGAAGACGAGGUCCGCCGAGGCCGCGCGGCUCGGGGCGCUCUACCACGAGACGCCGGAGGUGGCCAACCUGCGGCUGUGGUGGGGCCUCUGCUACGCCAACGCCAUGGGGGUCUGCGGAAUCGUCUUGGUCGCCCUCGGGUCGACGCUGAGCGCGCUCGCCGCCGACUGCGGGACGACGGAGACGGCCGUGGGCACGGUGUUCAUCGCGCGCGGCAUCGGCGCGAUCACGGGCGCGCUCGGGUCCGCGCGGCUCUACGCGCCGCCGCGGCGCGGGAACGCGGUGAUGGUCGUCGUGCUGUUGCUGCUGAGCGUCGUGCUCCUCUACAUGCCCUUCGUCCGCGACGUCUGGGUGCUGCACGCCACGUGGUUUCUGCUCGGCGCGUGCACGGCGACGCUCGACACCGGGUGCCAAAUCAUGACGCGCAAGGUCCACGGCGUGCACGCGGGGCCCUGGCUCGGCGCGAACACCGUCUGCUUCGCGAUCGCGGGCGCGCUCGUCCCGCUCAUCGAGAUCGUCACGGGCGAGCUCUUCGCGCAGUACGCGACGCUCGCGCGCGGCCGCGCGGAGACGACGGCGCGUCGCGUCGAUCGCGCGCCGCGAGCGGGACGCGCCGCAUCCACGGGGCGCUCCGGCGCAGGCGACCAUUUCCGUGCUCAACGGCGCCGCGCUCUACGCGGCGCCGCACCCCGAGAGCCCCGACGUCCGCGCGCUCCUCCCGCCGCGCGUCGGCGUGCCGGGCGGCAAGGACGGACGGCACGCCCGGGGACCCUACCACCUCGAAAUUAUCUUCGGCGGCGCCGUCUUCUGGCUCAUCGGCGGCGCGCGCCCGGGCGGUCGUAAAUCGCCGCCGCCCCUUUCGACCGGACCGGUGCGCGCAGGUAAGGUCGACUGCACGUCGUACAUCAGCACGUACGUGCGGCAGACGGGCGUCGUCGCGGCGUCCAAGGCGAGCCUCUCCGUCCUCGUGCUCUGGAUCGCCAUCACCGUCGGCCGCCUCGUGGGACUCCAGGACCAGAUCAACCUGAAGAAACAGCCGACGCGCGCAAUUUUCGCGCACCUCGCCGCGUGGCUCCUGACGGGCACGGUCGGCAUGUUCGCGACGGCGGUCUUUCCCGGGCAACCCUGGGCCUUUUGGACCGGCGUCGCCCUCUACGGCCUCGGCAACGGGCCCUGCGUGGGCUACUGCUACGACCUCGUCAACCGCAUGACGGUCGCGACCGAGGAGGGCAUGUCCAUCGUCAUGUUCGGCCUGAACUUCGGCGCCUCGCUAGUUCCCUACCUCACGACGGUGAUCUGGGACUACACGAGCUCCGGACCGGGCGUCCUCAUCUGGGUCACCCUCCUCUCCAUGUUCAUCCCGAUGCCGCUGCUCGUCGCCGCCGCGAUGGUCGGCAAGGUCGACUAGGGGCGCUUUGGUAGGAGGGGCGAACUGGGGCCGUGGCCUGGUCACGUCGGGGCGGCCGCAUAUUUUUAAGUGAGUCCUUCGUUAA
Messenger RNA from Pelagomonas calceolata, 1607 nucleotides. The record is from the annotation of a GenBank genome assembly. NCBI's taxonomy places the organism in Eukaryota, Pelagophyceae, Pelagomonadales, Pelagomonadaceae.